This is a messenger RNA of Magallana angulata, 2154 nucleotides long. RefSeq lists its product as uncharacterized. The transcript has 8 exons. Gene Ontology annotation, molecular function: scavenger receptor activity. Bases 921 to 2123 code for a protein of 400 amino acids. NCBI's taxonomy places the organism in Eukaryota, Metazoa, Mollusca, Bivalvia, Ostreida, Ostreidae. The record is from RefSeq and is a predicted model, not a curated record.
GCAAAUACGGACCAUUUUCAAAAGAUUUGAUUGUAAGCAACAGUAUCAAUGAUGUACAGCUAAAAUAUGUAGAAAACAUUAAUGUGUUUUUUCCAUAGUACACUUUAUAUCAGCAUGGCAUCAAAGUCAGCCAGAGGGCUAAAAGUAUGAUGCUCAAAAUUCAUCGAAGGAUAAAACAGGGUAUUGUAUGGAAAAGAGUAUGUAAUACGAUUUUUUUUACAUACUUAACGAUUUUAACUUACGGAACGCAUCUUUCGACAUCCUUAGAGUCAAAUUUGAUAAUUGUUUUUUUAUCUUAUAACAUAAAUUUAAAAAGACAUCUUACAGAGGGGCUCGAUAUUUUCAUAAUCAAGAAUAUGUGCAAUGGUGUUUCUGUUCAAAUAAUAUAUAUGACCAUUAUCGAUUAGUAUUAUAGUACAAUAAAACAAUUUUUACUGUUUGCACGCUUAAUAAAACUAGCCAGUUUUUUCUGAUGUUCAGGUUACAAAAAGAAAACACCAGUUGCCAGAGUUUCCGAAAAUACAUCCAUUUGAACAUGUAAAUAACUUGCACAUGCUUUCGGAACGCCUCGGGUCUUUCCGUCAGAACUUGAAAAAACAACUCAAUAUUUCGGCCGGGUAACGUAGUUUCAUGUAGAAUACAUCUAUUUUCGUCAAUUUAACAUAUUUUUCAAAUAUUUCUGAUUGUUAUAUGUAUUGAGCACCUGGGUUUAUUAAUGGUCUACAAGAUCAAACCUCAGCAGGAAAUGAACUGUCUUGUAUCUAUAUUUAGGUGGAAGGGGUGUCAUUGACAAGGUCGUAGUACUUUCUAUGUUAUUUUUCCGCUGACGGAAACCCCCCAUAAAAUUGCGAUGGAAGGACCCAAGAUAACUUCCUUAUGAGUGAUGAAAUACUGCAUACGUGUACAAAAAACUCAAUAACAUGGUCACUUUUUAUUGUGUUCUUUCAUUAGCAGGGUUGUUCCUAGCAGAAAGUUAUGAUGACUUAUCCUACAUGAAAGUUGCAACCCAAAUGCACACUUAUCAUCCCAACCCGCAGUACGCCGCCAGAAAUGCAGUUGACGGAAAUACAAAAACAUGUUCGAACGCUCAACAAAUUGGACUUGGGUCACCGUGGAAGGAUGUGUGGUGGAAAGUGGAUCUUGGUGGAGUUUACAGCAUUUACAAUAUUACCUUACAGUUUAAAACACACGGCGACGAUAUGGUCGAGAAAAGCCAGGUUGCGGGUUUUUCUCUGUACGUAUCAGAGACAAACGUGUCCUCCACUAAAGAAAUAAAAUGUUCCAACCUAUGUUAUAAGGAUGGACCACAGUUACCACCCCUGAUUAUGACGAAGACAUGCAUGGUACAGGGACGUUAUGUUAUUGUCUACAACGAAAGAUUUGGCAAGGUUAUCUACCCUGCAGGGUAUAAGAAUGAUACCGUGUAUCUGCGCAUUUGUGAAGUCACUGUACGAGGAUGUGAGAAACGCGGUAUGUAUGGCAGUAACUGUGAGAUUCCGUGCCCAAGUAACUGUAGAGACAGCUCAUGUCAUAUACAAAACGGAACGUGCAUUCAAUGUAAACCAGGAUGGCUUGGAAUGUAUUGUGAUACUGCUUGUAACAGGAAUUAUUACGGCGAAAACUGUUCCCUGUCAUGCCCUCUGAACUGUAAGACAUGCCGACACACCGAUGGGUGUUCUACUUGUAAGGCGGGGUGGAUGGGCUCAAAUUGUACCUCAGCAUGUUUAAAUUCAUAUGGAGAGAACUGUCGGUACUCAUGCGGUUUACACUGUACCAACCAGACUUGUGACAGAUUUAACGGAAGUUGCCUCAUAGGCUGUUCUGACGGAUUUUACGGCAAAUCUUGCGAUAAAGAACGUUUAUUGAUAAACCAGGAUAUGUCCAGCUCCAGUUUAAUUGUCAGUGGAUUGUCAAUCUCCAUAGUUAUCAACGUUACCUUCUUUGUGUGUGGAUUCAUAAUGUGCAGAGGAGUUAUCACAAAAAGGGUGACUUUCUCUGGUAGUCUCGUGGCUUGUUGGAAGAGACCAGUUUACGAAGACACAUGCGUGAAAAAUGAUGAGGGUUCAACUUAUCAAGAACUCGACCUACCUGAAAUCGCAUAUCAAAAUACUACAGAAAACUGAUGGACGGGACUUGAUCUUUCUGUCUAUCUGG